Messenger RNA from Perognathus longimembris pacificus (Pacific pocket mouse), 5648 nucleotides. RefSeq names its product thrombospondin 1 (gene Thbs1). Gene Ontology annotation, cellular component: extracellular region. Bases 43 to 3558 code for a protein of 1171 amino acids. The record is from RefSeq and is a predicted model, not a curated record. Gene Ontology annotation, molecular function: calcium ion binding; protein binding. The transcript is spliced from 21 exons. NCBI's taxonomy places the organism in Eukaryota, Metazoa, Chordata, Mammalia, Rodentia, Heteromyidae. Gene Ontology annotation, biological process: cell adhesion; negative regulation of angiogenesis.
GCUCCGACCCCGCGCUCCGGUGCUUGGGCCGCGGGCUCCGCCAUGGGGCCGGCCUGGGGACUCUGCCUCCUGCUCCUGGCGCACGUGCGCGCCUCCAACCGCAUCCCCGAGCCCGGCGCGGACGGCAGCGUGUUCGACGUGCUGGAGCUGGCGGGGGCCGCGCGCCGGGGCUCCGGGCGGCGGCUGGUGAAGGGCCCCGACCCGUCCAGCCCGGCUUUCCGCAUCGAGAACGCCGACCUGAUCCCCCCGAUGCCCGACGACAAGUUCCAAGACCUGGUGGACGCCGUGCGGGCCGAGAAGGGCUUCCUGCUGCUGGCCUCGCUGCGGCAGAUGAAGAAGACGCGCGGCGCGCUGCUGGCCGUGGAGCGCAAGGACCUGGCGGGGCCCGUGUUCUCCGUGGUCUCCAACGGCAGGGCGGGCACCCUGGACCUCGGCCUGCACGCGCAGGGCAAGCGGCAGGUGGUGUCGGUGGACGAGGCCUUGCUGGCCACCGGCCAGUGGAAGACCAUCACCCUGUUCGUGCAGGAAGACAGGGCCCAGCUCUACGUCGACUGCGAGAAGAUGGAGAGCGUGGAGCUGGACGUCCCCAUCCAGAGCAUCUUCACCCGGGACCUGGCCCGCGUCGCCAGGCUCCGAGUCGCCAAGGGACACGACAACGACAAUUUCCAGGGGGUGCUGCAGAAUGUGAGGUUUGUCUUCGGAACCACCCCGGAAGAUGUCCUCAGGAACAAAGGCUGCUCUAGCUCAGCUGCCAAUGUCCGGCUCACCCUGGACAACAACAUGGUGAACGGGUCCAGCCCCGCCAUCCGCACCAACUACAUCGGCCACAAGACGAAGGACCCGCAAGCCGUCUGCGGCAUCUCGUGCGAGGAGCUGUCGGGCAUGGCCCUGGAGCUGCGGGGCCUGCGCACCAUCGUGGCCACCCUACAGGACAGCAUCCGCAAAGUGACGGAAGAGAACAAAGAGCUGGCCAACGAGCUGAGGCGGCCCCACUUCUGCUACCACAAUGGAGUCCAGUACAGGAACAACGAGGAGUGGACGGUGGACGGCUGUACUGAGUGCCACUGCCAGAAUUCGGUUACCAUCUGCAAGAAAGUGUCCUGCCCCAUCAUGCCUUGCUCCAACGCCACAGUUCCUGACGGGGAGUGCUGCCCGCGGUGUUGGCCCAGCGACUCCGCGGAGGACGGCUGGUCCCCGUGGUCCGAGUGGACGUCCUGCUCGGCGACGUGCGGCAACGGCAUCCAGCAGCGCGGCCGCUCCUGCGACAGCCUCAACAACCGCUGCGAGGGCUCCUCCGUGCAGACGCGAACCUGCCACCUCCAGGAGUGCGACAAGCGAUUCAAGCAGGAUGGCGGCUGGAGCCACUGGUCCCCCUGGUCCUCUUGUUCUGUGACCUGCGGCGAUGGCGUCAUCACGAGGAUCCGUCUCUGCAACUCCCCCAGCCCCCAGAUGAACGGGAAGCCGUGCGAGGGUGACGCUCGGGAGACCACAGUGUGCAGGAAAGACGCCUGUCCCAUCAAUGGAGGCUGGGGUCCCUGGUCACCAUGGGACAUCUGCUCUGUUACCUGUGGAGGCGGGGUCCAGAAACGUAGCCGGCUUUGCAACAACCCCACACCCCAGUUCGGAGGCAAAGACUGCAUUGGCGAUGAGACUGAAAACCAAGUGUGCAGCAAGCAGGACUGUCCAAUCGACGGCUGUCUGUCCAACCCUUGCUUUGCCGGUGCCCGGUGCACCAGCUAUCCCGACGGCAGCUGGAAGUGCGGCGCCUGCCCGGCGGGCUACCGUGGGAAUGGCGUCCAGUGCCGCGACGUGGACGAGUGUCAAGAAGUGCCCGACGCCUGCUUCAGCCACAACGGGGAGCACCGGUGCGAGAACACGGACCCCGGCUACAACUGCCUGCCCUGCCCGCCGCGCUUCACCGGCUCUCAGCCGUUCGGCAGGGGCGUGGAGCACGCCAUGGCCAACAAACAGGUGUGCAGUCCCCGCAACCCCUGCAAGGACGGGACACACGACUGCAACCGGAACGCCAACUGCAACUACCUGGGCCACUACAGCGAGCCCAUGUACCGCUGCGAGUGCAAGCCGGGCUACGCCGGCAACGGCGUCAUCUGCGGCGAGGACACCGACCUCGACGGCUGGCCCAACGAGGACCUGGUGUGCGUGGCCAACGCCACCUACCACUGCAAAAAGGACAAUUGCCCCAACCUUCCCAACUCGGGGCAGGAGGACUACGACAAGGAUGGGCUGGGCGACGCCUGUGAUGAUGACGAUGACAACGAUAAGAUUCCGGAUGACAGGGACAACUGUCCAUUCCACUACAACCCUGCCCAGUACGACUACGACCGAGACGACGUGGGAGAUCGCUGCGACAACUGCCCCUACAACCACAACCCCGACCAGGCGGACACCGACAACAACGGGGAGGGAGACGCGUGCGCGGCCGACAUCGACGGGGAUGGUAUCCUCAAUGAACGAGACAACUGCCAGUACGUGUACAAUGUGGACCAGAGGGACACGGACAUGGACGGGGUUGGGGACCAGUGUGACAACUGCCCCCUGGAGCACAACCCAGACCAGCUGGACUCUGACUCGGACCGCAUUGGGGACACGUGUGACAACAAUCAGGACAUUGAUGAAGACGGACACCAGAACAACCUAGACAACUGUCCUUACGUGCCCAACGCCAACCAGGCCGACCACGACAAGGACGGCAAGGGAGAUGCUUGCGACCAUGACGACGACAAUGACGGCAUUCCCGAUGACAGGGACAACUGCAGGCUGGUGCCCAAUCCCGACCAGAAGGACUCUGACGGUGAUGGUCGAGGCGAUGCAUGCAAAGAUGACUUUGACCAUGACAGCGUGCCAGACAUCGAUGACAUCUGUCCUGAGAAUGUUGACAUCAGUGAGACCGACUUCCGCCGGUUCCAGAUGAUUCCUCUGGAUCCGAAAGGGACGUCCCAGAACGACCCUAACUGGGUGGUGCGCCAUCAGGGCAAAGAGCUGGUCCAGACGGUCAACUGUGAUCCGGGCCUUGCUGUGGGUUACGAUGAGUUCAACGCUGUGGACUUCAGUGGCACCUUCUUCAUCAACACCGAGAGGGACGAUGACUACGCCGGGUUUGUGUUUGGCUACCAGUCCAGCAGCCGCUUCUACGUGGUGAUGUGGAAGCAAGUCACCCAGUCCUACUGGGACACCAACCCCACCAGGGCUCAGGGAUACUCCGGCCUGUCCGUCAAAGUCGUCAACUCCACCACGGGCCCUGGGGAGCACCUGCGGAACGCCCUGUGGCACACAGGAAACACCCCUGGCCAGGUGCGCACCCUGUGGCAUGACCCUCGUCACAUAGGCUGGAAAGAUUUCACCGCCUACAGAUGGCGUCUCAGCCACCGGCCAAAGACAGGCUUCAUUAGAGUGGUAAUGUACGAGGGGAAGAAGAUCAUGGCUGAUUCUGGCCCCAUCUAUGACAAAACCUAUGCUGGCGGCAGGCUAGGACUGUUUGUCUUCUCUCAAGAAAUGGUGUUCUUCUCCGAUCUGAAAUACGAAUGUAGAGAUUCCUAAUUGUCACCUGCUGAUCGGAGUCCUGAUCACCCCCCAAGGCUGGCACUGCACCUUCCGGAAGCCAGGACCUGCGGAGUCCCCAGGUCACAGCUCCUCGCCUCCCUUUCUUCUCUGCUUGCAUCCACGGGGACCCCAAAGCAGGGAGCCUGCCUCAAGAAAACGCAAACCCGGGCCGAGCCUUCAGCCUCUUAGAAAUGAGAAGGCCUCUUCCAAGCACAUAAACAAUCACAAAAGCAUCUCUUCUCUCUCCAUCAGAAAGGCGCCUUCUCCACUCUGCCCACGUCUCAGAGCGGGGUGCUCCCGAGAGGCCAGCUCUGAGCAGCAGACCCGGGCAUGCCCAUGCACCUCGGAAGCGAGGCCUCAUCAGAAUUAGCAAACAGACUUGCCCCUGGCCCUGACAUCUGCCCUCAGGAACAGUGGGCAGGGCCAAAGCACUAAGGGAAGGAUUGUAGCAAGAAAACAUGGAGGACCUGUUACUUGUUCGGUACUAAGUCACUUGGGGGAGACUGAAAGACUGGAUUUUAUGAUGCUGACUAGUGUUAGCUGAUUAACCCAUGCAAAGAGGCUGGUAGACAGAAGCAAGGAAGGGAGGGAAAGACUGGCUUCAGAACUUCCUCCUGAGUCCCCAUCCUUACCCAUGGCCUAUAGGGGCCAGAUUAUUAUUAUCAGAAGUACAGUGCGGUGCGGGGGCUGUUCAGUGCUUGGUCACGCUGAAAUUGUUGUACCUUGCAGAUGUAGCAGGAAAACCUAUUCCUGCUCAGUGGGCUCCAGCUGCCUCCAAGAGGGGCAACACGCUCAUGUUUCUAUGGUUAGAAAGGCACAAAGUUAGCAUCAACCUAACUAAAACAUUCCUUUUCUUUUCUCCUCCAUUACCCUAGAGUUCCCGAUUCUCUUCUGGACUAUAGUGUAUGUGCGUGUGGUGUUUGGUGGUUGUUGUUUUUUUUUUCCCUUUGGGGUGGGGAGGGCGGGGGGUAACUUUUUCCUUCUUGUUUUUUAACAAACACUUCAACAGUAUGAAAUAUUUAUUUUUUCCCUAUUCUGGAGGAUGUCUGGAGAAUAUUCAUGGAACAGGAACGAGUGUGAGGACUGCCCGUAUUGCCUUGGUUAUGAGUCUUCAUGACUGUAAGAUUGUAAAUACAGAUUAUUUAUUAACUCUGUUCUACCUGGAAUUAGAGUUCAUAUGGGAAAUGUGUGUGAGCAGGUACCUGGGUGGGACCACCCAGGUCUCUUCAACACCACCACCUGGAAAACCAGCUCCACCUCGGGCUGAGAGUGACCUGGUUCUGCCCCCUUUGUUGUCUUUUCCAGUGGAAUGCAUUGGUUGUCUGGAAGAGGCUCAGAUUGCUAAGAAAGCCAUGACAUCUUUAGUAGUAUUUUGCCCCAUUCCUCACUCGUAGUUCCAGGAAGAAGAAAUGCAUAUAGACCUGGUUGUUGUUUUGUUGUUGUUGUUUUGUUUUACUUCAUUUUUCCAAAAGAGAAAAGAUGACAAAGGUGAAACUUAUAUACAAAUAUUACCUCAUUAGUUGUGUGACUGAGUAAAGACUUUCUGGAUCAAGUAGAAAGAGUUUUAAGUGUCUUAAAGAGACUGAAAGCUACUGUAGUAACUCAAAAGGCAAUGCUGUACAUAGUAUGAAAAUUUCUCUGCAGAAGAGUAUUCCCAGGAAAAAGCAUUGAAAUGUUAAAUACCAUUUCUGAAAGUUUUUUUUUUCCUUUCUAUCAUCUUGUAUACUGUAGCUUGACUUUCAUAAAUUAUUUUCUCAUUGCUAUUGGGAUAGAUUUCAGAUUGUGUAGAUAUGCUAUUUAAAUAAUUUAUCAGGAAAUACUGCCUGUACAGUUAGUAUUUCUAUUUUUAUAUGUUUGCACACUGAAUUGAAGAAUCGUUAGGUUUUCUCCUUUUUUGUGUGUUUUGUUAUGACUUUUUUUUGCUUUUUACUCCCUGAUUUUUACUACUUGUUGAUACCUUUUUGUAGGAAUGUGCUUUUUUUCUACACAUUUUUAUCCAUUUUGCAUUCUAAAGCAGUGUAACUUGUAUAUUACUGUUUCUUAUGUACAAGGAACAACAAUAAAUCAUAUGGGAAUUUAUAUUUAUA